ACAGUGUUGGAGAUGACGUAACCCUCAGAAAUCCCCAUCGCCUCUCCACUUCCUCUUCCUCUUCCUCCCUUGCUCACUCACCAAGCAUUCCAGGCCCCAGAAGCAUCAAGACCCAAGAAUUCACGCAGCCCGGUCCACCGUCGAGGGUUUUCUGGCCAGCCGGCCAUGGCCGGAUGCUGACGGUUCUCCUGGGAGGAAGCUCGGCUUCAAAAUCUGGCGACAGCAGCUCGCUAGGGUGCCACGCAAUUCCACCCCUGCUCCACCUCCACAAGAUCUACAGCGGCCAGAGCCGGCGCUCCCCACCUGUUCGGCGUAAUGCCUAAGGAGCAAGCAACGGUCUCCCGCCGUUGGAAGGCGGCGCCCGAGGCGCGUGGCGGCGAGGGGAUCGACGCGCUGCCGGGCGAGGUCCUGCAGCACGUACUGUCCUUCUUGCCGGUGGCGGAGGCCGUGCAGACCUGCGUGCUGGCUCGGCGCUGGCGCGACCUCUGGAAGUCCAUGCCGGUCCUGCGCAUCACCUGCGAGGGCAGGAUUCUGAACCGGCGGGGCGUCAGGAGGCUCAACAAGUUUGUGAACCAUCUGCUGCUCCUCCGUGACCGCAGCGCGCCCCUGCAUGCGUGUGAGAUAGAGCUCAGCACUUUCCAUAGCCAGGAUGAACCGCAGGUCAACUUAUGGAUCCGGCAUGCUCUCUUGUGCCAAGCUCGAGUCCUCAGUGUUCAUUUAGGCCGUGAUAACAAUAGCUUCGAGCUGCUGGAGGACCUGCCUCUCGUCUCUCUGCACUUGACGAGGUUGGAGCUUUGCAACGUAGUGUUAAAUGAUAGCAUUCUGUAUUUUUCGAGCUGCCCAGCGCUGGAAGAACUGUGGAUGAGGGGUUGCUACGUCCAAGCUGAUAUGAUCAUGUCCCAGUCCCUAAAACGCCUGACCAUCCUUGACUGCAUAUUUUAUCCAAAUGAACGGACUCGGAUUUCUGUCCCAAGUCUAGUUACACUGGAAUUAAUUGAGUGCUGGGGGAGGACUCCUUUGCUUGAAAGCAUGCCAUCAUUAGUAACAGGAUCUAUUAAGCUUGCCGACUGUGAUGAUUGUUGUGGUAAAGAAGCUGGUGGUUCGUGUGUCGAUGUUACCUGUGAAAAUUGCAGUUCCAUUGAUGAUGACACUGGAGAUUGUGUGCUUCUCAAUGGUUUGUCAGAGGCUAAAAGCUUGGAGUUGAUAGCUGAACCUUGUGUGUUUAUCCUCAAAAGAGAUUUGAUGUGGUGCCCUACCUUUAGCAAGUUAAAAACCUUGUUACUCAAUGAUUGGUGUAUGAAGGCCAAUCUUGGUGCACUCAUGUGCUUUCUCCAACAUACACCUGUUCUCGAGAAGCUUACCAUCCAGCUUUGUCAGGCACCCAGCAGUCGGAUGGGGACUGAAGGAAGCUACAAUCUGACGGGACAACCGUUUGUUUUAUCUAACAAGCUUAAGGUACUUGAAAUCAAGUGUGAGAACAUUGAUGAGAGGGUUCACAGAAUUUUAACGUUCUUGAGUACCUAUAGCAUACAUGUUGAGCAAAUCAAUAUCCAGCAGAGUAUUGGAUCUUCUGAAGCCGCCAAGAUUCCGACGUGUUGAGCUUCUGCGCGUUCACGAUGGCCGAGAUGAUGCCGGGGAAGGCUUUGGUACCCCACCAGUCGUCCUGGUCCGACGAGGCAUAAAUCUGCCGAAGGAGAAAAACCAUUACUGUGGUUAGUUUCAGACUAACUUCGGAGUUCAGACAACUACAGUACUAUGUAACAAGCCUGCAGCUUUGAUGCUCAUCAUAUGUUUGGACCACGGUCUCCCUCCGAGCCACUCUUGGUUGGUGAAGGCUCGCUCCGCCAUCGUCCAUCGGUCGUUGAUCUCUUUGACUUUCAGCAUGCGUACCCUCGUGUUAUGGCCCUUCUUUUGUGCUUGCAACAUCUGUUGUCAUGAGGACGGCAGAUAGUCCAUGUUUCAAGUAAUUGUUGGAGCUACUUCUACAUGCCACACUUAACGAUAAUUUCAUGAAAAAAAUGUGUGUACCAAUCAAUAAGAAGCGAGUCUAUCAUGAAUUCAUGAUUCUGUUUCAGUUUCCUUGAUGAAACUGAAUUAGGGGAUUACCCUGUGUGUCUAUCUCAGUUGCCAGAAGAGAAAAUACCUCCAGUUCAGACACGUAGGGGACAUAAUUGAAGGGAAUGAUCUCAUCAUCUGCAAGUCUCAGUAAAAUGGGUUAGUCAGCGCUAUAGUGAACUUUCUGAAUUUGAAAAGAUAGCUCGCUCAGUACAUACUACAUGUCUGUGGAACAAAGGGUCUCCAAACUGCUCCAUCCAAUCAAAAUCAUCGUAUAGCGAGUGGUAGACAGGGUAUUCUGAAACUGCAAGAGCAACAAUAUUUACGGCAGAUGCUAGAGGAAUAAUAAUAAAGCGAGCAGUAAAUAUAUGGUUUGAUAGUCCACUGUUCUGUUUUUCUAAAUGAAUCAGAACAAUACUAUAGAAAGGGAGCACGGAUUUUCAGGCUUAUACACCACCAAAAGCGUUUCACUUACAUAAUCCAUAAGAGAUGUCAAGUGAAGGGACUCCAAUGUGCUCGACAAAAGCUGCAAAAUCUGUUCCUGCACCGGCCACUCUUGCAGUAUGAAAAUAGGAGCUUAAUACUUCAGUAUGUUUCAAUCAAAUGAAGCUCUCAUGAUCGCUCAUUUGUGCCAUGUAGUCAUACAAGGUAUGAGACGGAUCAUCAGGAUCGGGUACCUUCAAUGAAGGAAAAAAAAGGAUCAAAUAAUUAAAUAAAUUUGGAAUCUAUGUAGACAAGUCUCUAAUAUGUACUCAAUGCUGCUCAUGAAGUUUAAAUUCUAUGCUUAUAAAGGCUUUAGGUGCAGAACUAAAAUACCAUUCUGCUUGCUUCAUUGAUUAAUUCAUAGUUGUCGUGUUGCACGGGGCAUAAGACUUCCAGGCCCAAACAUUGACAUGUCUACAUUCAGAUAAGCAACACCUCUUGAAGCAAGCAUAUCCAUGUCCUCCUCGGUCCAUUCCGUAGACCCUAUCCGAGGCAUUGGAAUUUUCAACGCUUUAGAGCUUACACUUGCGGAUGAGAAAGCAUCUGAGAGCAUGCGAGCAAGAACAUACCAGCGCAAACUCUUCUGCAUCCCAAUUGCAGACGAUGAUUGUUCGCCUUGGCCUCCAUCCUUUAUUUUCUAGCUUGGACAGCCUCCCUGCUAUCUACAAACAAAGAUAGGGUAUUGGCAUUAUCCUCAAUUUAUCAAAGAUGCCUUGCAUUCAGAACAGCUUAGUAUUCGGUAAGGUUGAUUACCUCGAGCAUAGUUGCUGUUCUGCUGUUGGGAUCGACUGCCUCAAAUGUUUUUAGUACAUUUUUUCAUAUGCUGGCUACAGAAAGCGAAUAUAACCAAUGUACCAGCAGACUUUCAACAGAACAAGUACAUCACGAUUGUUUGGUUGCAACUGAUUUACCUCGUUUUGUGUUUGCCGUUUCGUGAGCUUAUGCCGUACAGAUUGAUCAGCAUCAUUUAUAACAAUUUCUCGUGCUAUAAGCUCAGCCACUAGUUUUGCCUGAGGCAACAACACAGAGAUAGUAAAUAUGAAUACUUAGUCCCAAUAAUACAUAGGCUAGCUUGCUCAUAUGGGGGGUAGGGACUGUAUCAUGGAGCACAGACCUGACUUAGUUUCUGAAUUGCAGCAGCAGCAGCAGCAGCACUCUGAAGCACCGGUGGAACGAGCGAUGGCGGCAGGAUAUGCAGUAGUGCCACGGAAUUGAAAGAUGGGCAGUCUCGCCGCCGCAGCCGCGGCGACCAAAUCCUCUGCAG
Messenger RNA from Triticum aestivum (bread wheat), 3802 nucleotides. Its product is annotated as F-box/LRR-repeat protein At3g26922. The transcript has 5 exons. Gene Ontology annotation, molecular function: protein binding. Lineage: Eukaryota; Viridiplantae; Streptophyta; Magnoliopsida; Poales; Poaceae. The record is from RefSeq and is a predicted model, not a curated record. Bases 316 to 1599 code for a protein of 427 amino acids.